AAAAAAACCUGGGGUAAGCAGAAUGAAUGUAAAUUUUUGGUAGAUCUGGUGGCAAAAUGACUUCAUCAAUAUUUUCAACCUACCAAAGCGCAGUGAACAAUAUUCAACCAAAACCCCAAAGACCAAAGAAGGAAAAAUAUCCCGCGGGCCAUGAGCCAGAGGCAAAACAAUUUAAAACAAUUCUCAUGUCGUUUAGCAUAAUACCAUUGUGGGUGUGGUGAAUACCUGGCAAGGGGUUCUCAGUACCUAAUAAAAAACACCAAAUAGCUCUUUGCCCGGAUCGAACCCGGGGCGCCUCCGUUGUCACGUGUUAACGUAUUAGUCACUCUGCCAUUUUGAGUGUUAGCCGCUGCACCACGCUGUGUCUGCCAAGCCUCUGCUUGCCCUCCCCAGGACACAGUCACCGUCCUUGCGCAUUCACGAAGCCCUUCCAUCUCAACAGCAUAUCCUCCAUCACUACAUAACAUAUCUAUAUCUCUCCCGCGUUUUCCUAAGCGGUACUCUAUUUAGAUGACCUAGAUAUAGCGAGUCUAUCUGUCUAUUGCCCCUGCCAGCUAAUCUAUAACAAGCCAAACGCCCGCCGGGGUUUCCGCCAUGGCCAGCAUGCGGCCUCCCACCCGCCUCCCCCGGGUUCCAGGCGGUGGGAUCCGCGGCCCCGUCCAACGCCUCGCCAGCCUCCGCAAUCCCAAUCCCACCCCAAUACCGCGCCCGCAACCAAAACCUACCACCCACCUCAAGACCACCACCUGUCCAAACCCAGGCUGCCCUGCCCCAAAUAUUGUCGAGGACGAUGGAAUGAAAGUUUGUUCGGGCUGUGGUACUGUCGUCAGCGAAGCGAACAUUGUCUCUGAAAUCACGUUUGGUGAAUCCGCAUCCGGUGCGGCCAUUGUGCAAGGGACCUUCGUUGGUGCGGGUCAGAGCCAUGGACGCAGCUUCGGGCCCGGGUUUCAACGAGGUGGGGGCAUGGAGAGUAGAGAGAUCACAGAGCAAAAUGGAAACCGUUAUAUUGCCCAGCUAUCUCGAGCAUUGAAUGUCCCAGAAAGCGCUACCAAGGCUGCUGGUCAAGUUUUCAAACUUGCAGUGGGAUUAAAUUUUAUCCAAGGUCGCCGCACAAAGACUGUUGCGGCCGUGUGUCUGUACAUUGCCUGUCGCCGCCAGGAUGGAAAUACGGUCAUGUUGAUUGACUUUGCUGAUGUGCUAAUGAUUAAUGUGUUUAAACUUGGUCGUGCGUACAAAGCACUACUUGACGAACUACGCCUGGGAGGAAACGUGUUUAUCAUGAACCCCAUCGACCCCGAAAGCCUAAUUUACCGGUUUGCGAAGCAGCUUGAAUUCGGUUCCUCGAUGAUGCAGGUUGCAAGCGAGGCAGUCCGCAUUGUGCAGCGGAUGAACCGAGAUUGGAUGAUUACUGGGCGGCGCCCUGCAGGCAUCUGCGGCGCUGCUUUGAUCCUUGCAGCCCGCAUGAACAACUUCCGACGAACUGUCCGCGAGGUUGUAUACGUUGUUAAAGUAACGGAGCUGACAAUCCAUCAGCGGUUGAACGAGUUUAAAGCGACAGAGAGCGGAGACCUCACCGUCGACCAAUUCCGCUCCGUCCAACUGGAGAAUUCCCAUGACCCACCUUCCUUCACUCAAGGGAAGAGGUUGAAACAGGCAAUGAAGGAGAAAAGGCCCACUACGGAAAUCGUAAGCGACGAUGAUGAGGAUGGAAACACCCCAGAACCAACAUCUUCCCCUGUGAACACAAGACGGGUAGAUGCAGAUGGCUUCGCUAUCCCAGAUGUGCCCAUCGAUCCCGCCCUGCUAGUCGACAAAGACGACUCCCCAGAUUCCACAACCAAGACGAAACGCGGCCGACCAAAGGGCACCAAAAAUUUCCGCCCCCCACCCCCAACAGAAUCCGAACUAGCCUCCGAAUCCGCCCUCGAAUCCGAAAUGCAAGAACUCCUCACAACAGGCUCGAACCUACUCGCCUCCACCAACACCACCUCUCAACCCACACCAUCGACCAAACCCGCACCCCAACCCCCCAAACCCGUACCUUCCACACCUGACAUUGACGCCAGCGAAUUCGACUCCGACCCAGAAGUAAAGUACUGCCUGCUCUCCCCCGCCGAAGUCGAAAUCAAAGAACGUAUCUGGGUCCAUGAGAACAAAGACUACCUACGCACGCAGCAGGCGAAAGCGCUCAAGCGGGCGUUGGCGGAGGAGGAGGAUUUGAUUAAUGGUCGGGUGCCGGGUAUUACCCGUCGACCACGCAAGCGGAGGAAAGGGAGGAUGGGUGAUGUGGGGUAUUUGGAGGGGAAGGGGGAAAAUGGCGAGGAUGUGGAUGGAAGGGGAACGAGGGCGUCGACGCCCGCAGAAGCUACGAGGCGGAUGCUUGAGAAGAGAGGGUUUAGCAAGAAGAUUAAUUAUCGGCUGUUGGAGGAGAUGUAUGAGGAUGACGAUGAGAGGAAGGGUAUCAAGAGGAGGGAGAGUGAGAAUGGGGAGGGUGGGGUUGGAAGGGAUAGGGAUAGAGAUAGGGAUAGGGGGAGGAGUAGGAGUGGGAGUGUAUCAAGGAGUGUGCGGAGUAGCAGUGUAUUUUCCGAAAGGAGUCUCGCGACUAGUGGCGCAGGUGGUCUUGGUAUUCGGGGUCCCGUGAGAGAACGGGUUGUUAAGGCGAUUAGGACGGGGACAACAACGGCUGUUACCGCUCCAUCUACAUCUACAGUCCCUGCCACAACGCCAGCGCCACUGCCAACACCAUCUACACAAACCACCACCACCGCUACUACCAUCGCCGCCACCGAAAAAGAAAAAGAAGCAGAAAAAAUCCCAACCCCAACCCCCACAAACCCCAACGAAGAAAUCCUCGGCUACAUCCCCGGCCCCGACGCGAGCGAGAAUCUCGACGCAGCAGGCAUGGAUGAAGACGACAUGGACAUGGACAUGGACGACGAGGAUGAGGAUGAGGAUGAGGAUGCUGACCUCGACGAUCAUGUCGACGAGGCGUUUGCGGGCAAUUAUUACGGUGGGGGCGGCGCUGAUGAUGAUGACGACGAUUAUUAUUAGGUUUUUUUUUUCGUUCUGUUUGUUAUUGUCAUUGUUGUUGAUACCUGGGUCACCUCCCCCAUGUAUUCUAAUAGAACCAGGGGGUGGUCGUGGUCUGGACAUGAAUCACUUUUGGUACAUGUCCCUAGGUUAGCUACUCCGUAGUUAUUGCAUGUAUGGAUGCUUACUUAAACUCGGCCAGCUGGUUUGGCCCAUCCAUCCAUCCAUCCAUUGGACGCGAACCUGGUAUUUAUGAACGAAUUUGAAUUGUGAAGAGAACAAUUCUUCACUAUUAUAUAUUUUAAUUUCCAUUAAUUUUUGCUCUCUUGAAACUGAAUUUUACUUCUAUUUCCUUCAGUCAUCCUUUUUUUUUUUUUUUUUUUUUUUUUUUUUUUUUUUUUUUUUAUUUACUGUCAGUUAAAGUUUCUUUUCUCUCUUUUUUAUUUCUUAUUUCUUAUUUGUUUUUCAUUUAUUUUUCUAUUUUUCCUUGAUUUGGGUUUCCCUGUUCUCCGCUCAUCAUGAAAACCGAUCAGAGCAAGAGAGAAAAAGUAGGGUAAAAAAGUACGAGGAUUCCACUCUGCCCUGUUCCCGAGGAAGGGGAAAAAAAAGGCUAGUAAAUAAAACAAUAAACGAACAGAGCAAAAUAACAGAUAAACAAAAUAGCACAAGAACGUGUUUGCAAAGGCUCCCGGG
Molecule: messenger RNA, 3723 nt
Organism: Blastomyces dermatitidis ER-3
Lineage: Eukaryota; Fungi; Ascomycota; Eurotiomycetes; Onygenales; Ajellomycetaceae
Product: transcription factor TFIIIB complex subunit brf1
Exons: 4
Coding region: 595-3051 (818 amino acids)
Biological process (GO): transcription by RNA polymerase III; DNA-templated transcription initiation; transcription preinitiation complex assembly
Cellular component (GO): transcription factor TFIIIB complex; nucleus; transcription preinitiation complex
Molecular function (GO): RNA polymerase III general transcription initiation factor activity; TBP-class protein binding; RNA polymerase III type 3 promoter sequence-specific DNA binding
Source: RefSeq, a predicted model, not a curated record